AUGUUAUUUCCAUCUUUUUUAUUAUCCAUAGUAAUUAUUAACCUUUCGUUAAUUAACUCUCAACAACAAAAACAGAGGGCAACAACCAAUCAGUCACAAAAAAGUGAAGUUAAAGUUAAGGGAUCUGUGGGCGUCACAAUUUUAGUAAAAAAAUUUUUGAAAUUUUUGAAAAUUUUUAAAUUUAUUUUUUUUUGGGUAAAAAAUGGGUUAGUGAAACAACAAGGCCUUCUAGAAACUGAUGCACCUUUAACUUUGUGGUGUCAGGCAGUGGAAAUAUCUAACAGUAAUAGAAGAUCUCCUGUUACAGCUUUGCCUGCUGAAGAAAUUUAUUUUACACACAAUGGGAAAACCCAUGUUGCCAACUUUAGUGAGGGAAGCAAUUAUAAUGGAACACUUGACAUUACUGAAGUGUAUGUAGAUCAUGCAGGGCAAUGGACUUGUCAUGUUAAAACUAAAGAUCACGGACUUGUCUAUGGCACAAUUACUGUUUAUAUUCGCCCAGUUGUGCUAAGCAACACACGGUUAAGAAUAUACGAUAUUCCAGAACAAAAAUUUCAAUUUGAAGGAAGUACUAAAACUGUUAUUCGUGGCAGUGAUGUUCUUUUGACUUGUCCAGUAUAUGGCAAUCCAAAAGUUCAAUUUGUAUGGUUUAAAGGAGCACAAGAUAUUGGGGAUGAAAGGAUACACGUUGACAAUAACGGCACUUUGCUAAUCAAAAAUGUCACUUAUCUAGAUCAUGGCAUUUAUACAUGCAAAGCUGUCAACACAAUUACAGACCGAUUUUCAAGUGUAAAUAAAAAAUUACAAUCUACAGUAAGCAUUGAAAGAUAUCUACGAAUAAAAAGUGAAUUCUCUUGGCUUUUACCUCUCGGUGUAAUUAUUUUGUUGGUAUUCUUAUUACUUUUUAUCAUUGUUUUUUGUGAAAUGAGAAAAAGAAGAAAAGAACAAAAACAAUUAAUUAGCGUUAAUAGUGGAGCUGAUGAUGAUUAA
Molecule: messenger RNA, 990 nt
Organism: Meloidogyne enterolobii
Lineage: Eukaryota; Metazoa; Nematoda; Chromadorea; Rhabditida; Meloidogynidae
Source: the annotation of a GenBank genome assembly